Synchiropus splendidus (mandarinfish) is the source of this 490-nucleotide messenger RNA. RefSeq names its product small integral membrane protein 8 (gene smim8). The record is from RefSeq and is a predicted model, not a curated record. NCBI's taxonomy places the organism in Eukaryota, Metazoa, Chordata, Actinopteri, Syngnathiformes, Callionymidae. The transcript has 2 exons. Bases 91 to 378 code for a protein of 95 amino acids.
GUCAUCUCACUGCGACGGUCCUCUUGAAUGACAACAAUGUCGAAGUGAUUCCUCAGAGUCAUUAAAGUUGGGACGCUAACGCGGCGCAGCAUGGUAGAAAAGGAGGCCGGUAAAGGCAGCGAGGCCGCCGGGGAGAAAGGCUUCAGGACACCGGGACUUCGCGGAGCAACGACCACGACACUAUUCCGAGCGGUGAACCCUGAACUCUUCAUCAAACCGAAUAAGCCGGUGAUGGUUUUCGGGCUGGUGACCAUCACCUUGUGCGUGGGUUACCUGGGAUACCUGCACGCCAUGAAAGACAACGAGCAGCAGUUGUAUGAGGCUGUGGACAGUCACGGGGAGCGAUACACCCGCAGGAAAACGUCCAAGUGGGACUAGAGCGUGGACUGAUGCAGGACAGAAAACUGUACACGUGUUCACACUGGAAAAGUGAAUAAAGGUGAUCAGCUGAAGUUGAGCUGAGGUGACGCAGGAAAGGACGCAGAAGGAA